Molecule: messenger RNA, 1908 nt
Organism: Sphenostylis stenocarpa
Lineage: Eukaryota; Viridiplantae; Streptophyta; Magnoliopsida; Fabales; Fabaceae
Source: the annotation of a GenBank genome assembly
AUGAUGGAAAACACCAGUAUUGUUGGGUCACUCUCAUUUGAUCACUCACCCCAUCUUGUGUAUUUGGAUCUUAGUUUCAACCAUUUGAAUGGAUCAAUACCUGAAUUCGAGGUCAGUAAAGUUGCCUCAUUACAAUUUUUGGAUCUUUCUCAUAAUCAAUUGAGUGGGACAGUUCCAUAUGCUAUCGGGCAACUUCCUAACCUCAGCUACUUGUCUCUCUCAUCAAAUCAUUUGAACGGUAUCAUUAGUGAAACACAUCUUCUAAAUCUAUCAGAAUUGAAAGCAUUAGAUGUGAGUCGAAAUUCACUUCAAUUUAACUUGAAUCAUAAUUGGGUUCCACCUUUCCAACUGCAACAAUUAUGGGCAUCAUCAUGCAUUUUGGGGUCUCAAUUUCCAACCUGGCUCAAGUAUCAAAGGAAUCUUCAAGUGCUGGAUAUCUCUAAUACCAGUAUCAUAGAUUCGUUUCCUGAAUGGCUUUGGGACAUAUCUUCAAAUUUGUUAAGCUUCAAUGUUUCCCACAAUAAACUUGGAGGAGUCUUACUAAAAUCCUUACCCAAUACAAAUCCAGAGAGUGCAACUGUAUGGGAUUUUAGUUUCAACAAUUUGUCUGGUCCAGUGCCUACUUUUCCACAAAAUCUAGGUAGUCUAUUUCUCUCAAAUAACAUGUUUUCAGGGUUUGUAUCUUUCUUUUGUACAACGUCACCAAAGAAUUUAGCCUAUCUUGACUUGUCCAGUAAUUCACUAGCAGGGCCACUUCCAAAUUGUUGGGAGAAAUUUAAAAGUUUGAAAGUUCUGAAUUUGGCACACAAUAGAUUAUCUGGGAGAAUACCUAAGUCAUUUGGUACUCUAAGGCAAAUUAAGUCAAUAGAUUUAUGUAGCAAUAACUUCUCUGGUGAAAUUCCAUCUUUGACUCGUUGCAGAAGCUUAAAAUUCAUCGACUUUGGGAAUAACAUUCUCCAUGGAACAUUACCAACAUGGAUAGGCCACAACCUGCAUCAUUUGGUUGUUUUAAGUCUGCCAAAUAAUAAGAUCCAAGGAAGCAUACAUGCCAGUCUAUGUAAUCUAAGAUUUCUUCAAGUUUUGAUUCUCUCUUCCAACAAUAUUAAAGGGGAAAUACCACAUUGCCUCGGUCACAUUGCUGCUUUGUCAAAUAUAAAGUUCGAAAGACAAAUUCUUUUCUAUCGUCCAUAUGGAUAUUCUUUUGAUGAUAUUACUCAAACUAAAACUCUUAAUGAUGAAGUCACUUUGGCAUGGAAAGGACAAACCAGGGAAUAUGGGGAAAUUCUUUGUUUUGUGAAAUUCAUUGAUCUUUCUGGUAACCUCUUAACUGGAGAGAUACCCCAAAGUAUAACAACACUUGUGGCCCUAGCUGGUUUGAAUCUUUCCGGAAAUAAUCUCUCAGGAUUUAUCCCCAGCACCAUUGGUCAUAUGCAAAGGAUGGAAUCACUUGAUUUGUCAAGAAACCAUCUUUAUGGUGAAAUUCCAGCAAGCCUUUCAAAUUUGACUUUUCUCAGUUCGAUGAACUUGUCUUGCAACAACUUAUCUGGCGAAAUUCCAAAAGGCACUCAACUACAAUCCUUUGAUGCUUCUUCAUAUGUGGAAAACAGUGGACUUUGUGGCCCACCACUCCCAAAUCAAUGCCCAUGGAAUUUGAUUCCAUCGUCCAGAAGAGUUGAUAAGAAUGGCAUUGAGGAAGACGAGGAUGAACUCAUAAACUUCGGCUUUUACUUCAGCGUCGUUUUGGGAUUUUAUGUUGGAUUUUGGGGUGUUUGUGGAACUUUAACUCUUAAAAGUUCAUGGAGACACGCGUACUUUGGGUUCUUCAACAAGAUAUAUGAUUGGACAUAUGUAACAGUUGUUGUCUCUGUGGCAAGAAUGAAAAGAAGAUUCGAAAUGCAACACUGCUAG